ACCACAGUGCUGCCGGCCCAGCCCAGUCAGGUAAGUGGAGUCUUUAAUUUCAGGCCAAACCACAUUCUCAGAGUACCUGUUCACGGGUGGGUGUGUGUGUGUUCGCAUUUUUGCGACGGUGAGCAGCCUUUUUACUUCAGGUAGAAAUGAAGCUGUGCAGGUGUGUGUGUGUGUGUGUGUGUGUGUGUAACAAUGGGCUCCGAGAUUGAACAGGGUGUGUGUGUGUGUGUGUGUGUGUGUGUAACAAUGGGCUCCGAGAUUGAACAGGGUGCAUGUGCUAUGUUUAGCUGUGUGUGUGUGUGUGUGUGUGUGUGUGUAUAUAAGCGGAGUGUUAAACCAUUCAAAUUCAAGAGAAAUGUAACAUUUAUAAGUGUCAACUUUGUUGUAAAGCCGUCUCAGGCCGCCUCCUUUUGUGUUCGUGAGAUCUAAAUGUAGGUGGACGGAAAGUUGGAAACAUUUAAAGUUGUGUGUGCGCGCUACAGUGAGCUCACUGCGCCGUUGCCGUGUAUGCACUUGGUUGUGUUGGGCAGCGGGUUACAAAAGCCCCAUUGUGUAGGUGACUGUGGCUGAGCUGGCCUCCAAAAAGUUUGGCUAGCGUGUGUGUGUGUGUGUGUGUGUGUGUGUGUGGAUGGGUAGCUCGCAGUGGGCGGUGUCCGUGUAUGAGGCACAAAGUGUAAGAGGGGGACAGGUUGUGGUAUGAAUGAGCUCCAGUGUUGCGUGGCCGGACCGAGCAGUCGUCUAAAAUGGUCUCCGCCGUCGCCGCACACCUUCUCCUCUUCCUCGUCAGCGUGAACCUGAUCCCCAUCGCUCCCAUACUGGAGGAGCGGCCCUUCCAGGUGGCAGAUGGAGGUGUUGGGAUGGCUCUGGGGAAGAGCCGAAAGAGAGUGUUCCCGAUGCCUCACACCGAGGAGCCCAACCCCAUAUCCGAGGCUUACAGCUAUUGCAACACUCCCAACCGCACCGAACAGGCCUGGGAGGGUCACAGUCCUGCUGACUACAAGCUGCUGUCUGUCCAGGUGAUGAUUCGCCACGGUGACCGCUACCCCCUCUACUACAUCCCCAAGACCAAACGCCCCGCCAUCGACUGCACCCUGUCCGCCAACAGGAAGCCCUCCCACCCGCUGCUGAACGCCUUCAUCCGCCACAUGGGCCAGGGGGGCCGCGGCCACUGGGAGUCUACGCUGGGCUCCGUCCCGCGUCUGCCCAACCACAGUGCCUGUGAGACGGGAGAGCUCACGCAGACGGGUGUGGUGCAGCACCUGCGCAACGGGCAGCUCCUCCACCAGGCCUACAAGCGCCACAACCUCCUCCCCUCCGACUGGUCGCCCCGCCAGGUGUGGGUCGAGACCACGGGCAAGAGCCGCACCCUCCAGAGCGGCCUGGCCUUCCUCUACGGCUUCCUCCCGGACUUCGACUGGACGAGAGUGACGGCGCGGCACCAGUGGAGCACGCUGUUCUGCGGCUCAGCCUGCGACUGCCCCGCCAGGAACCGGCACCUGGAGGAGGAGCAGAGGCGGCAGUACCGGCUCCGGGUGAGCGACACGGAGCUCGAGAGGACCUACGCCGACAUGGCACGGACUUUGGGUCUGCUCACCCGCCAGCUCCGGGCGGCGAACCCCAUAGACUCCCUGCUGUGCCACCUGUGCCACGGCAUUUCUUUCCCGUGCGUCCCCGCGGGCGCCGGUGCCGGCGGGUGUCUGACGAUGGCACAGUUUGCCGUGAUCCGCCGACAGCAGCUGGACGACGAGGCGGAUCGGAGAAGAGCGGGGCUGUACCACAAAUACGCAGUCCUGGCCAUGUACCCGUACCUCAACCGGACCGCCGCCAAGAUGGAGCGCGUCGCAAGGGACAACGGGGCUGGCCGGCAGCCCCGCGCAGGGGGUGAGGAGGUCUUCACCCUCUCCUCGGCCCACGAUGUCACCAUGGCCCCGUUGCUGAGCGCCCUGGGACUGGAGGAGCCGCGCUUCCCGCGUUUCGCGGCGAGAGUGGUCUUUGAACUGUGGAAGAGUCCCCCGGCCACGCAGGGGCCAGCGAAGAAGAGAGCUGGCAGAGGCGAGAAGUCGAAGGCCAAAGACGGGGAGCUGUUCGUCAGGGUGCUGUACAACGGCGAGGACGUGACAUUCCACACCAGCUUCUGUCGCUCCCACGACCGCCACGCCAGACAGCCGCUCUGCCCUCUGAAGAACUUCCUGUCUUUUGUCAGGAGGGACAUGUUCGGCGUUGUCAACGCCACGUCCUACCAGGAGGCCUGCUCCAGGCGCCCUGGUUGACAGAUGGACUCGGAGUGACUGAGUAACGAUGCUGAGUCGGCAGAUGGUUCUACUUCUCUCGGUUGUUUUUUUUGGGAAGAUGCUGCAAUUUUAAUGCCGCUCAUAGUGUCCUACAAUCUUUUUAAAUGUAGUCCUUUACAUUCCUGAGCACAAAGUGAGUGGCGCACACACACACACACACACACACACACAGAGAGUACUGUACAUGAUGUCUUCAUAAGAUCACUUUCUAACCUUUCUACAAGUGUGUUUUUUGUAAUACUUUGUGUUUUCUGAAGCGUAUACAGAAAGAGACGAGUAAAUCAAGGGAAGUUGUCUGGCACUGAGCCACUUUAUUCCAUAUUACAUUCCACAGCACCGUGGAAUCGUAAAGUUCCAGUAUUCCUAAAAUGCUUGCAGGAAACGGGAACAUUGAAGCUGGAAAUUCUAUGCUGGAUUCAUCAUUCCUGGGAAAUAUUUUGUGUUUUUAUAAAUCUUUUCGAUGAAAAUUACACUUUGGGCUCGUUUUGGCCACAUCACUCAAUAUGACUCAAUUGUCACUUUGCAUUUGUUAAUGUUUUUAAUCUUUACUCGUUGCAGUAGGCUGUCUGUUUUAAAAAGGCUUAUUUUAACUUUGACACAUCAAUUUGGGUCUUUUUUGUUUGUUUUACUUUGCUUUAGUAAAAUUGACUUUGAAAGUGUUUUCUUUUCAUGCGGUGAUUUAAAACAACAGAACAUCUGUAUUCAUGACAGUUUGUGGUAUAACUGAUCCAAUCCACUUUUUGUUUUUGCUUGUAGUUUUAAUAAAGGUUUAUUCUGAGCUGACAUUUUUAUAUCAGUGGCUGAGAAA
Messenger RNA from Anarrhichthys ocellatus (wolf-eel), 3099 nucleotides. RefSeq names its product 2-phosphoxylose phosphatase 1 (gene pxylp1). Gene Ontology annotation, molecular function: phosphatase activity. Gene Ontology annotation, cellular component: Golgi apparatus. NCBI's taxonomy places the organism in Eukaryota, Metazoa, Chordata, Actinopteri, Perciformes, Anarhichadidae. The transcript has 5 exons. The coding region runs from base 744 to 2270 and encodes 508 amino acids. The record is from RefSeq and is a predicted model, not a curated record. Gene Ontology annotation, biological process: chondroitin sulfate proteoglycan biosynthetic process; glycosaminoglycan biosynthetic process; dephosphorylation.